UUGACUGUUUCUGAUCUUUCUGCUUUGUGUACAGAAGAAUUUGGUCUAUUAUACAGUUAAUGUAAACUUUAUACCUCUCGUCAUAUACUGUUAUUAUAAAAUAUUUCUGACCAAGCAUUUUGUUAGGAGGAUUUAAAAUGAGUUCUAACAAUGUCAUCAGUAUAUCACUCGUCCGACCGAAAACAAGUGUUUUAGACAGAUCGCUCAGUAAAGGUAGAGGAGAGGUUAACUUGAGUUGUUUCGCCCUAUUAUUCUCAGAAGUCGUCCAGUACUGCCAAAACAGAGUAUAUACAGUUCCAGAACUUCAAAACAAGUUGGCAAAAAUGGGACAAGAUGUUGGAGUAAAACUGAUCGACCUCUACUUUGUUAGGGAAAGAAAUUGCAAAAGGGAAACCAAAUUAUUGAACAUGUUACUAUUCAUCAAAACUACCUUGUGGAAAGGAUUGUUUGGAAGGGAAGCUGACAAACUAGAGCACGCCAAUGAUGAUGAACGGAUUUACUACAUCAUUGAAAAAGAACCUCUGGUCAACAAGUUUAUUUCCGUACCCAAAGACAAAGGCAGUCUCAACUGUGCAAUAUUCAUCGCAGGAAUCAUCGAAGCCGUGCUCAAUACUAGUGGAUUUACUGCGAAGGUUACUGCUCACUGGCACAAAGGCACAACGUACAUGGUCCAGUUUGAUGAAUCCGUCAUCGCAAGAGAUAAGCAAAUGGAGGAGCGGUAGUUAAAUAUAAGUAUUCUUUAAGUUUUGUAUCCAAUUUGAAUAUAUUUUAAGUGUAAUAUUUUUUGUUGAAUAAAUUAAGCCUAUUUACACGUA
Molecule: messenger RNA, 815 nt
Organism: Macrosteles quadrilineatus (aster leafhopper)
Lineage: Eukaryota; Metazoa; Arthropoda; Insecta; Hemiptera; Cicadellidae
Gene: Trs31
Product: trafficking protein particle complex subunit 5
Exons: 4
Coding region: 138-722 (194 amino acids)
Biological process (GO): endoplasmic reticulum to Golgi vesicle-mediated transport
Cellular component (GO): TRAPPIII protein complex; TRAPPII protein complex; TRAPPI protein complex
Source: RefSeq, a predicted model, not a curated record